CUGAUUGGCUGAUCCACAGUCUGAUCUAGUCAGUCUGCUGGACGAUACUGACUCUAAUGAAGUGAGUUCAUCUCGAGCGGACUGCGUCUCCACUAUGCAAUGUGCAAACUGAUGGAAAGUCGAUAGAUGAGUGCGAUAUUGUAGACCAUUUUUUUCGCAGCGCAUCGGCAGUUUAGAACUUCCAGCUCAACGCAACAUGUAGAGCGCGACUGGUGCCCAGACGAACCCACAGACUGGUGCUGUUGAACUGUUAUCAACAUGAUUCCGCCAGCGAACAUGAUUCAGGAGGACAUCAUGGGCAAGGAGAACGAACGGGACCACCGUGAGCCCCAGUCACCCACAUCCUUCGGUCAGCAGGAGUCAAAGCUGCAGAGGCUAAAGCGUUCACUGUCCUUCAAGACCAAGAGUCUUCGCAGCAAAAGUGCCGAUAAUUUUUUCCAGCGGCCCAUCGAGGAUGUGAAGUUUCAAACCGAACUGCUCUCGGAUGUCAGCAGCAGCACAGGUCAUCUGAGCACCAUCGGUGUGUCUGUCUCAGCGUCCUCAGCGAUGUCCCUUCCUCCACCACCCCCUCCAUUGCCCGCCGUAAUCCCGGGCAACCUGCCCAUCACAAUCUGUUCUCCAUCCCGCGCCCCCCGCCCAGCAGACCCCAACCUACACACCUUUCUAGAGCACAUCUUCAAGAAGCCCCAUUUCUGUGAUGUCUGCAACCACAUGAUUGUAGCUUGCCAAGGGGGAGCAGGCAAGGUGUUCGGCACAAAUGCUAAGCUGGGCCUCCGGUGCAAAGCCUGCAAGAUGGGCAUCCACAACAAGUGCCUGGAUCGAGUUGGACAGCAGAGAUGCUUGGGGAAAUUGCCCAAAGGUUUUCGGAGAUACUCUAGCUCCCCUCUGCUGAUUCAGGAACAGUUUGGCUGCAUUAGGGAGGUUAUGCCUAUUGCCUGUGGCAGUAAAGUUGACCCGGUGUAUGAGACUCUGAGAUUUGGAACCUCUCUGGCACAAAAGACCAAGCGGACCAGUGGAUCGGAGUCACCACAGAGAAACUCUUCCAGUGAUGUGGUUCAGGUACCAGAAGAAAAGGCGGCCCACAUCAGUCGAGCUCAACUCACCAGGAAACCCAGUGACAACGUUUUUACGCAACUGGAGAAUGGAACAGAACAUUUUCAUAUUGCUGAAAGGAAAUCAGAAGAAUCACCUUCAGACAGAGAGCUGAACAGGGACCCACUGCAGCUCAAUACUUAUGUGGCUUUGUUCGAAUUUACCCCCCAAGACAACCAAGACCUAGAAAUGAGACCCGGAGAUCGAAUAAUCCUGGCAGAUGAUUCCAAUGAUGACUGGUGGAAGGGUGUGAUUGAAGAUAGAAUAGGUUUUUUCCCAGCAUCCUUUGCGCAUCAGGUGAGGGCUGGCGACAGGGUGUUCAUAUGUAACCGAACCUUUAUUGGCUGUAAGGAGCAAGGGCAGAUCACCCUGAAGGAGGGACAAAUUUGUGUCAGCGGUGAGGAUGAACACAAUGGCUUCAUCAGAGUAGCCAGUGGGAAAAAGAGAGGAUUCGUGCCCUGUGACGUCCUGGAGAAUGUAUGAAGUGAAAGAACAGAGAGAAUGGGUCAAUUUAAAGAAAAGGAAAGAGUUUCCAGGGUGAUGACUCCAACACUGCCUCUGAGACUGUUUGAGUGAUCUUUGACACCGGAGGGCUCGUCAGAAGGGACCCCUGUCUCCCUCUGUGACAAUGGAAGAAUAUACAGUGACCCCAAAGAGUAUUAGGACAUUUAAGUUAUCAACCAUCUGCAAACAAAGGAUGCCAGAGAUUUUCUUACUUUUCUAAGCAAUUUUUUCAACCAAUCGUAUUUGCUGAAUGAAAUCCAGUACUUGUUGCUUACUAAGUUAAAAGUUAAAAAAAUAGUGCCUGUUUUCCUCUAGUACAUUACACUUUCUCACAAAAUGGGAUGUGCUUUUUGUAGCAUUUUUCGAGAACCAUUUGUAAGGUUAAGAUGUAUUUCCCCUUAAUUACCAGAAAAACUGCCACAAAGACAUGACUUUUAUCUUCCUCUGAGCCAGUUUACAACUAUUUGUUCACUUGGUCAGCUGGUUUUCACAUGUAUGAGGCCUUUUUUUGCAAAUCAGUUUUUCCCCCCAAGAUGCAGGGCUAGUUAUUUUUUAAAACCUAGACUUAUAUUUCCUUCUAGCUUGAAUGUCCAAUUAGUUCUUGGGGCCACUGAAUGUGUGUUUCAUUACUUGCUGAAUGUCAGUGUCAUGUAUUCUGGAUCUAAUUUAUUGAAUGUUAGUGUAGCGGGUCAUCAACCACAGAACUUUCCACUAUCAACCAUUCACUAUAGCAUCAGAACUCACAUUGUUUUAAAAUAUCUUACUUCUAAAGACAACAUAUUUAAUGCUUCACAUAUUUCCAUAAAAUCCAAUACCUGUCUUAACACUAUGUAAUAAAUGUUCUUUUUUUUUCAGCCGUUCUUUCCAAUAAAUGUGCAGGUGUUUUUUGUUAUUCAUAACACUUCAGAAUUUGAUGAUUAGUUAAAUUUAACUUGCACUCCCAAAAUGUUAUUUUCCACUCAUGCUUCUGAGAACAGAGAAUGAACAGAUCUCAGCUGUGUCAUGGCAGGAUUCUAAGUGUUUUCAGAUAUCACUUCUAAUUCGAAGCAGAACAUAGACAUUCCUUCAUCAAACACACUCCAUGGCUGUGAUAAAACCAUGUGGACAAGGGUUUCAGCGAACAAAUCUAUCUUUUUAAUGUCCUAGUGUGUUCAGAUGUCUGUGCUACAUGUCAUCUGUACUAAUUCUCUUUUAUUAUUAAGACAUUUUAGAAAAUAAACAUUUUAAUUUUGGAAUUUUAAAUAUUAAAAAGCUAAAUGAAGCAGAGUUAGAUGAAUUGAUACACCAUUACAGCAGGUAUGACUUAAAAGAUGAUUACAGUAAAGAUUUUUAAUUCUUUAUUAUUAUUAUUUAUUUGAGUCUAAUCAUGGAAGAAUAGGCAUCAUGUAUUGUUCAUUUCAAUGAUACAUAAUCUCUGUCUCUUUAUAAG
Molecule: messenger RNA, 3025 nt
Organism: Carassius carassius (crucian carp)
Lineage: Eukaryota; Metazoa; Chordata; Actinopteri; Cypriniformes; Cyprinidae
Product: SH3 and cysteine-rich domain-containing protein-like
Exons: 12
Coding region: 259-1575 (438 amino acids)
Biological process (GO): skeletal muscle contraction; positive regulation of voltage-gated calcium channel activity; positive regulation of protein localization to plasma membrane
Cellular component (GO): extrinsic component of cytoplasmic side of plasma membrane
Molecular function (GO): transmembrane transporter binding
Source: RefSeq, a predicted model, not a curated record